AUGCUACGGGUCUGGAAAGUCUCCGGCGAGGAGCUGGCCAGGGUGCCCGUGGCAGAGCUGAGCGAUGCUUCGGAGCUGAAGCGCUACCUGCGCGUGAAGAACAACUUGCCCAUCUGCCUCCAAGAGUUGCUGCAUAAUGGAGCUCUUUUGCAGGACGAUGCCAAGCUCUUCCCUUCCAUGGAUGUGCAGUUGAUCUUGUCAUCCCUGGCGUUGCGAGGGACGGAAGCUUCUCUGGAGCUCCUGGAAGCUGCGGAAGCCGGGGAGGUCGAGGCCAUGCGUCUGCUGAUUGAUGCGGACGUGGACGGGGACCUCCUGGGCCAGCAUAUGGCCACUGCGCUUAUUGCCGGAGCAUCCGAAGGCCAUGCAGAGGUUGUCCGAUUCCUGAUUGAGGCCGGGGUCGCUACGGAGACGGAAUGGCAUGGUGAGACAGCUCUAAGUGGGGCCUCUUCGGAAGGCCAUGUCGAGGUCGUACGCCUCCUGCUGCCAACAAUGGACGUCCAGUUUUGUGCAACUGCACUGAUUAAUGCAUCUUCUGCAGGCCAUGUUGAGGUUGUCCGCUUGCUACUUCAAUCCAGUGCGGACGUAGACUGUCAGCACAGCGAAACAGCUCUCAGCGCGGCCAGUUCCGAAGGUCACGUGGAUGUUGCUCGUUUGCUUUUGGAGGCACGCGCGGAUGUGAACUUGUCGAACCAGCAUGGGGAGACAGCUCUCGUUGCUGCGUCCUUCGAGGGGAAGGUUGAUGUGGUGCGCUUGCUUUUGGAGGCCGGAGCGCAUGUAGACUUCCAGCAUGGAAACACGCCUUUGAUGGCGGCUUCAUCCCAAGGCCACCUUGAAGUUGUGCGACUGCUUUUGGCAGCGGGUGGGGCCUCAUCCGUGAAGACGAGGCAUGGUGAUACAACUCUCAUGGCAGCAUCCUCCGAAGGGCAUGUGGAGGUUGCGAGACUGCUCGUGGAGGCUAAGGUGGGCUUGGAUUUGUCGAACCAGGAUGGCCAGACAGCUCUCACGGUCGCGUCUUCGAAAGGCCACGAUCGUGUUGUCCAGGUGCUCCUGGAAGCAGGCGCAGCCACAGAUCUUGCUGACUUCUCUGGCGAAACAGCUCUGGUUGCGGCUGCCUCGAGAGGCAAUGUCGAGAUUGUGCGCUUGCUCUUGGAAGCGCGGGCUUGUACGGAUUUCUGGGAUGAGCCGAGAGACACUGCUCUCACUGUGGCCUCUACUGUAGGUCAUCCAAAGGUGGUGCGCUUGCUGUUGCAAGCCGGUGCUGCUACCGAUGCAGUUGAUGAACAAGGAGACACCGCCCUCAUCAACGCUGCUACCGAAGGCCACAUUGAGGUUGUGCGACUGCUGCUGCGAGCCGGUGCUCAUGCUGGCCACACUAACCAGCAACAGGACAGGGCGAUCAUCGCAGCAUCUUCUAAAGGCCACUUCGAGAUCGGGCGCUUGAUUUUUGAAUCUCGCUUGCGCCAAGACCUGAUAUUGACCGAGCACCAAGACUUGACCGACCAACAUGGCGACACUGAAAAGCAAGAGGCUGUCGCAAUGGUGAUGGUGCUGAUGCAUGAUCGCAGAGAGAGGAACUGUGACGUUCUUCGGUGGCGACUCGCAGCAGACUGGAGGUCGACUUUGAGGUUUGUCGAAAACGGCUUCACCAUGUGGGGCCGUCAGGGCGCCGUGGGCGGAAACGAUAAAAGAUUUGGCCUUGAUGGUGCAGCAUCUGAACUGAAAGGCCGAGGCCUGAAAUUUCCGCAGGGCUCCGAAUCUCUGGGAUUGUAG
Molecule: messenger RNA, 1770 nt
Organism: Symbiodinium necroappetens
Lineage: Eukaryota; Dinophyceae; Suessiales; Symbiodiniaceae
Source: the annotation of a GenBank genome assembly